Pyricularia pennisetigena is the source of this 573-nucleotide messenger RNA. RefSeq lists its product as uncharacterized. The transcript is spliced from 2 exons. Lineage: Eukaryota; Fungi; Ascomycota; Sordariomycetes; Magnaporthales; Pyriculariaceae. The coding region runs from base 1 to 573 and encodes 190 amino acids. Gene Ontology annotation, molecular function: monooxygenase activity; iron ion binding; oxidoreductase activity, acting on paired donors, with incorporation or reduction of molecular oxygen. The record is from RefSeq and is a predicted model, not a curated record.
AUGCUCAGCUUCCUGCUGUGUGUUCUCGCGACUCCAGUGCUGCUGGCUUGCGCACGCGGUUUUUACAAUGUCUUUUUGCAUCCCCUGCGCCGGUAUCCAGGCCCGCUGCUGUACCGAGCGAGCUUCCUGCCGCUGAUGCUCAAGCAUUGCCAGGGCGACUCGACCCGGUACAUUCAGAGCCUGCACAGACGAUACGGGCCGGUCGUCCGCGUCGAACCCAACCUGCUGAGCUUUGCCGAUGGUCAGUCGUGGCAAGACAUCUACGGGUAUCGCAAGACAGGGCCCGAGGCCCAGACGAAGCCGCGUGGUAACUUGCCCAAGCCGACGUUCGGCGUUCGUAAGAAUUUGAACGGCAUUUCGGACAUAAUCAACGCCAACGAAGAUGACCAUAAGCGCAUGCGGAGGGUCAUGAACCACAUGUUUGCCCCGGGGGCUCUGACGAAGGAGGAACCGCUUGUCCAGCGCUAUGUGGACAAGAUGGUUGACCGCCUUCGUGACAAGGCAAUUCGAGACGAAGAAGUCGACAUGGUCAUGUGGUUCAAGUAUGUAUCUGGCAUGUUCUCAACCGACUGA